AUGACCUCCAGGACCCCCAUCGGCGUCCACCCGCGACCGCCGCAGCGAGCCCUCAGCAGCACGACGCUGCCGUCGGUUCAGCGGCCUCCGCCCCAACGCGCUCUGUCGCAGCAGCUGUUUCCUUCAUCGCCGGUGCGCAAGGACUCGGCCCUUAGCGAUGCCUCGAGCGACUCCUUCGACCCUGUCCAGGCCCAAGUUCAAGGGCAGGGCCAGGGCACAAACCAUGCCCAAGGCCAUGGUCGCCUUGUCACCACGCCGCGACGAGUCGGCUCUCGGUUGCGCCUCGAACUUUCCAACAUCGACGCUCCUGGCAGCGUAGCUUCAGCAUCAAUGUCGGCCUCGGCCUCGGCAUCUGUUUCUGCUGCUUCGUCACCACAGAGCCACACAACGUCGCGUGGACCGUCCAUGGCUGACCCCGUAGAUGUCGACGGCUCGAGCCCGGCACCUUCUCGGGCCUCGGCCACCGACUUCGACAAUGAUAACCAUCCUCUACCCAUGCCCAGACGACGCCCGCCGACAUCACAGACAUAUCCAGAGCUCUCGAGGCGAUUAGCAGCGCCUCCAAGGGCUACGCCAGCCCUCAAGAAGGAUGGCCGCCCCAGGCCAUGGACUGUUGAGGUUCCCAAGAACGCCCCGCGUUAUCCCUCUGCGGAUAAAAAGCCCAACCCUGCAGGUGGUGACCCGUUUAGUCGGGGGCUCUUUUCUGGACAUGCCGACUUCUUUCCGUGGCAUGGCGGCAACGGCAAGCACCACGAAGAUGACUGGAGCCCUGAAGCGAUUCAGAAGGGCACGUGGGAUCGCGGCAACCAGAACGAGACGAGUACCGCGAGAAUGACAAUAUCACCGGCCAUCAAGCAAAAGACCGGCCUGAGUGCCCUCUCCACCAUCUUCAUGGGUGUGCUUAACCAGCGGAGGCAUCGCGGCCACGUCACUGCUCCGUCGACCUUUAAGCCUCCUCCCCGCGUCACUCUUACCGAUACUAAGAGGGAGGUCUGGAUGAAGGAUUUGGCGAAUCCCGCCAUCUCUCUCCGUCGGCUCAGUAGAACCAUCCCUCAUGGUAUCCGGGGGCGAACUCUCCUCGACCAGUGUCUCAACAAAAGCGUGCCGACCGAACGAGCUGUCUGGCUGGCCAAGUGCGUCGGUGCCAACGAGAUUCGCGCUUUCAAGAGAAAGGGAGCCCCUGGUGGCGCCUUUGCCAUAGCAGGCGAAUUCAAAUGGAUAAGGGAUUGGACCCUUUUCGUGGAGCAAUUUGUAGAGUCUGUUGCCUCUGCGUUUGGCGAACAAGACUGGAAGGCCAAGUUGACCUAUGCCAUACGACUGGCAACAAAUCUUUACGCCGAACAGCUCCUUGACCGAGAUCACUAUCUUGAUUGGAUCACGUCUGGCCUGGAACAUAGCACCCAGUCCAAGAUUCCCAUGUGGAUCCUAAUUGCUCAGAUUUGCUGGGCCGACAUCUUACGCUCCCGAAAGUAUGGACGCCGUCUUGUUUACUCCCUUCUUGCCCAUCUCAAUACCAUUCAUAUUCAUCCUGACAAGGAUAUCCUCAUGCAGCUAUCGAGCCAGCUUUCCACCUUGUUAUCCUCGCUCCUCAGGAAUAACCCCGAUAGCUUCAUUGACCCGGGCCUUUGGCCAAAGUAUAGAGAUGCUCUAGAUGCCUUCUUACCACGGGAUGACAAAGUCGGCCGAGAAGCGUACCACUACAUCAACAUCAGAAAUGGCCAGUUGUCUUUCACAAGCACUGCCUCGCCAUUGGCCGGGCGACCACAGCUGGUGCGGCUUUUGGAUGCUACGCUUCUUAGUCAGAUAGACCGAGACCUGCCACAGAAGUGCUGGGCUACUGGAGACGACAAGGUUGAUAUCGUCAGGACUACCGUGGACUGGGCCACUUCCUUUUACCGUCCCGGCUUGGCAAGGGUGUACAUUGCGGCCAACUUGAUCAGGUUUUGGAGCACGCUCAGGGUCAACGUCACCGGUGCGAUCCUCGAGCACAUGGACACCAUACCAGCCGGGGAUGGGGGCCGGAAGCAGACCGUCUACCAACUGGUAACGGAACUGGUUCGCACUGGGCAGUUUUCGGUUCCCCAAUACCUAAAGUGGCUCAUGGCUCGCGGCGCCUGUAGCCACCCUUCCGAGGUCGAUUCCGACGAUGCUCCCUGCGCCACCAGACUGCUUAUUCACCUCCCAUUACGCUAUCUCACUGAAGAGCAGAAGGAUGAUCGGGCCAAUCUCCUGAGACGGGCUGCCAACUAUUCUACUACCGAAGAAGCAAGCGACAUUGGCAAUGCCAUCAUGUGCGUUAACCACGCCUUGGGUCUACCCGUACAUGGCCCCGUGUCCCGUAGAAAUCCGGUUUCCUUGCGGAAACUUCUUCCUAGAAUCAUCAGCAGCUCAAAAGCUUUGCAGACGGCCGUGGGCCUCCACCUACGGGAGACUGUCUUGAGGCUUGUCAAGGCUGUGCAGCCCGUGUCUCUACGCCUAUUCUCCGCGAUACGCACUAUUCUAGAGGGGACUCAAGACUUUUUUGCACUUUGCGACGUCUUGAAACUUUGCUCUAGAACAACCAACAUCGAGGUGCUUGCCUCCUGUGUCGAUACCGUCAACCUGAAUCUCCAAGUCUUCUACGCUCAGGGUGGCGCGGAGCGUUUAUUCAACAUUUUCUUUGAGCGGCUAAAGGCCAUCAAUCAAGAGCAAGGUUUGGUUUCGCGUCCGUUGCUUGCUUCUCUCUGCUUCCUCUCCAGGCGGAUGCCCAGCCGCCAGGAAAUUUCAAAGUAUCUGGCCCACGAGCUCGCCCAAAGUGAUCGCAACAAUGCGACCGAUGCCUGCUCCCCCAUCUCGGAUAACAUGGUCAAUCCACCGUCGGGCGCUGAUGGCGAGGUGUCGGAACAAAUCGAGAAGCUGCUGGCUAGUGGAAACAGUAUCGACCACCCGACCAUGAAUCGCCUCUUCGGAUACAUCAUACGCAGACUGGAAGCAGGCUGGGCCAAGAUGGAUGACAACCGCAGGAUCCACGCAUCCCUUCUUACCCGCCUUCGUUUGUUCGACUCCCAGCAUUUCGACAAGCUCAUGUCCGACUGGGUUGGACGUGUUCGGUUGCUCAAGAGCCGGAAGCGAUUGGAUGCUGUGUUUCCCCUCCUGAUCAUAACUGAUGCCUUGCCUGUUUCGUUCCUGGUAGGCCCUGCGAGCUUGACCCGAGCUGCCGCCCUAGGAGAGGCUGAUGCGGCAGCGCCACCUGACUUGGCGAACCCAGGGGCAGUGACAUAUCUUCAGGAGCUGCUUCAUUUGAUCCUAUCGAAGCUGCCUGCCGAUACCGAUCUUAGCCAGGAAGAGGCCUACCGCUUUGGCAUCUACCAGCGGGCUAUCCAAUUUAAUCAUCACAAAGGCCUGCUUUCUCUCAUACGCCACGCGGUCGUCGAAUACGCAGACCUUCGAGCGCGAGAUGGGAACGCAAACCUACCACUAGACAAUGACACGUAUCGCAACCGUGUGCUGGACGUUUUGCGACUCUUGAUCGUGGUGCACACCGCGGAUGUAACAGAAGUAUUCAGCGCCAAAACUAUCCCUCCGGCAGGGUUCCGCCUCGUCCACGAGAUCAUUGGCAGUCUAUUCCAGCAGGAAGGGGAUCAGGGCGCGUCGUCGGCUGCGCCUUAUGACCAAAUCUUGCGCCUGGCAAACGAGCUGACUAUGCCCUUCUGUCAAAUCAAGCUCAAUAUGGACCUUUCCAUUCCCGCACCUCGCCAAGCCGACGGUGAAGAUGGCCAACAGCAACAACACCCUUCUCAGUUUGAUCUAUUUGCCAAGGCCAUGGAUCGUGCCAUUGAAGCACAAAACAUUAUGUGGACGACUAUGCUUCCCUGCCUAAGUGAAGAUAUUUCUCGGCAUUUACAGAGCCAGGCCCGUUCGCGGUUUUUGGAUCUAGUACCAACUUCCUCAUCGUCGCCCAAGGAUCCAAGCAGUCUCCAUGAUACCCUUGCGAAUGGCAAUAAUUUAUACCUUGCGGAGAAGCUCCUUGGCGUUGUCGAGGCUAUCGUUGUAGGCCAACAGCCGCCAAAUACGGCUCAGCUCACCGGCGUCCUGGCCGACAGGUUGUCAGAUCUCGUCGAAGUCGUUGUUGCGCCAAAGGAUCAAGAAGACAAGAUGAAGGGGUUGCUGAUACCCAUUAUCGAGCACUGGUUACCGAUGCUGCUCAAAUUCGUGCUCCUCCACAGCGUGUCGUUGGAGCCAUUGAGCGCAUCUGUCAUGACCACUUCUGCCCAAGGCAAGAUAGUGUUGCCUCCGCACCACGAAGCACGAGCGCAUACUGUUCUGACUCUCUGUCGUCUGUUCCUUGCGCUUGAAGCACUGCCGAGCCAGAUUGUCGGCCCCAGUCUGCGGCAACAAGUCUUUGAUGUCACCACCGUGUUGGCAGAUGGCCUGCCGGAUGACCUGCGCCUUCACUGCGCCAAGUCCAUUCUUCUCGUGCCUGGCAUGAUGCCAAACUUGCACUCGUCUUCGGACGCUCGCCUAUUCUACAUCUUUAGCGUCCCGCAGCUCACCGCGACAGAUGGGCUGAUGCUUGCCCAUAGGGAAAAGACGACGAUGCCCCAUAGCACAGCAGCCAGGGGCAUGGGUGCAAUGUAUGGUAUUGGCCCGACGACCCAGGAGAGGCUCUCCCCAUUUGUUCUUCGGCGAUGGGAAUUACUGAGCGAGCCCACUCCCAACGUCGGCGUGAACGAUACGAGCUUGAGUUUGGGCCUUUUUGAAGCCAUUAGAAUACACUAG
Molecule: messenger RNA, 4758 nt
Organism: Trichoderma aggressivum f. europaeum
Lineage: Eukaryota; Fungi; Ascomycota; Sordariomycetes; Hypocreales; Hypocreaceae
Exons: 3
Coding region: 1-4758 (1585 amino acids)
Biological process (GO): regulation of transcription by RNA polymerase II
Cellular component (GO): mediator complex
Molecular function (GO): transcription coregulator activity
Source: RefSeq, a predicted model, not a curated record